Molecule: messenger RNA, 1018 nt
Organism: Zingiber officinale
Lineage: Eukaryota; Viridiplantae; Streptophyta; Magnoliopsida; Zingiberales; Zingiberaceae
Product: protein RESISTANCE TO PHYTOPHTHORA 1, chloroplastic-like
Exons: 4
Coding region: 101-784 (227 amino acids)
Biological process (GO): defense response
Cellular component (GO): chloroplast
Source: RefSeq, a predicted model, not a curated record
UCGAGGGUGGGACGCACGCAGACCUUCAAAUCUCUCUCCUCCCCUUCUUUUGCCUACUUCUCUUCUCUUGUCCUCGUUCCUCUCGCUUCUCUGCUUCGCGAUGUUCUACUCCUUCUCCUCCGCAUCUCCCUCCCCUUCCAGCAUUUCUAAACACCCCAAUCCCUUCUUCUCUUCCUCCGCCUCCAUUUCCCGAGCCACCUCCCUCAUCCGCCGCACAAGACUCCGAACCGAAGCCGGAUCCGACGGUGUAGACACCACCGCUACGACAAGCAGCCAGGAAAACCCUCCAGAAACGCCGACAAGUAUCGGAGGCGGCGGCGGAAAUCAAGCUUCCAUCUCCUCCGUCGUCCCAAUCAGCGACAAGGACAUCAAAAAGGUUGUUCAGAAGACGGUGGCGACGUUCGCGCCUAGGGCUUCCACCGCGACCAAGAACCCCGCUGUCCCUGGAACAGCGCUCUACACUGUGUUCGAGGUGCAGGGCUACGCCUCCAUGUUCCUCGGCGGAGCCCUCUCCUUCAACCUUAUAUUCCCGUCCAAUGAGCCGGAUAUUUGGAGAUUGAUGGGGAUGUGGUCCAUUUGGAUGUUCACUAUACCUUCUCUUAGAGCGAGGGAUUGCUCCAAGAACGAGAAGGAAGCUCUCAACUAUCUGUUUCUUCUCAUUCCGCUUCUGAACAUCGCGAUCCCAUUUCUCUGGAAGUCGUUUGCUGUGGUGUGGUCUGCUGAUACUGUUGCCUUCUUUGCUAUGUAUGCCUGGAAGCUCGGUUGGCUGCAGAGAUCGGAGUGAGUGAACACAAUGGGCCGAUUAAACUGGAAUUGCACACAUAGUGUUUCAAGAUUUUGGAACUACACUUAUUUAUAUCAGCUUCUUCUCAUCGCAAUACUGUGCAUAGCCAUUUAGGAAUUCAGUGACUGGGGUGAACUAGUUUUGUUUGUGACUCGAAGGAUGGAAAUUAUCUCCUCUGCUGUGGCUACUUUUCCUACAGCUUCAUCUUUGCAAUCUUUUCCUUGUUGCCUGUCA